UCCUCUGCAAUGCAUAAGGCGACCUUACUCUUUGUGGUGGGCGUGGCUACUUUCGUGGUCGGUGACGUCAGCUUACACCAACAUCAUUCAUCUGAGCAUCAUGCCAGCGCUUCUCAACAUCACCAGGAACAUCAUGUAAGCCAUGGGAGCAUUGGAAGUCGUGGGCAUGUUGGAAGUCAUGGGCACGUUGGAAGUCAUGGACACCAUGUUAGGGAUCAUGGAAGCCAUAGACUCCACGUUGAGGAUCAUGGAAGCCAUGGGCAUCACGGAAUUCAGGGGCAUCAUGGAAAACAUGGGCAUCACGGAAUUCAGGGGCAUCAUGGAAAAUUUGGGCAUCACGAUGGCUACGCUCAUGAGGAGUAUGAACAUCAACCUGCUCACUACAACUUCAACUAUGCUGUACACGACGAGCACUCGGGCAACCACUUUGGCCACGAAGAAUCCCGGGAUGAAUACAAGACCGAAGGCGAAUACUUCGUCCACCUCCCCGACGGACGCAUCCAGACAGUCACUUAUUACGCUGACGAGACAGGAUACCAUCCCGAGGUCUCCUACCAAGGAGAAGCCCACUACGACGCCCACGGCCGUGACCACCGCCAAGGCCCACACCACGCUGGGUAUCAUGCCCCUGCCAAGUCCUACCACACACCAGAACCAGCCUAUCACUGAUAUUGAAAUUUAUUAUUAUUAUAUUAUAUUAUAUUAUAUACGGA
Macrobrachium nipponense is the source of this 713-nucleotide messenger RNA. Its product is annotated as histidine-rich glycoprotein-like. The transcript is spliced from 3 exons. The record is from RefSeq and is a predicted model, not a curated record. Bases 10 to 669 code for a protein of 219 amino acids. NCBI's taxonomy places the organism in Eukaryota, Metazoa, Arthropoda, Malacostraca, Decapoda, Palaemonidae. Gene Ontology annotation, cellular component: extracellular matrix.